Molecule: messenger RNA, 258 nt
Organism: Sphenostylis stenocarpa
Lineage: Eukaryota; Viridiplantae; Streptophyta; Magnoliopsida; Fabales; Fabaceae
Source: the annotation of a GenBank genome assembly
AUGAUAGAGAAGAAAAGAAAUUGGCCUUUCGAUCUGAAGGGAAGAAAUGUCGAUUGGCAAACGGAAGAUAAUUCCUUUGCAAAUGAAAACCCAAAAGAUUGGAAGGCAAAAAAGGGUACCCUUCAGGAUGGGGACACAGGGCAUCUUCUUGGUAUGAAUCCUCACUGGCUCUCCCACCAAGUAUGUAAAAUUGGAGUAUGCAUUUAUAAGCAUGACAGAUCCUCGUGGAAACAAGAAAGGACACUUGGCAGAGAAUAG